This is a messenger RNA of Penicillium waksmanii, 357 nucleotides long. RefSeq lists its product as uncharacterized. The transcript has 4 exons. The record is from RefSeq and is a predicted model, not a curated record. NCBI's taxonomy places the organism in Eukaryota, Fungi, Ascomycota, Eurotiomycetes, Eurotiales, Aspergillaceae. The coding region runs from base 1 to 357 and encodes 118 amino acids.
AUGUUCCUGGCACUAGAAAGAGACCAAGAACAGAAUAUUGAUAACUUUGUUAACGCAGAAGUCCUGUAUCUUUACGCCAGCUAUUAUCCUAUUACUGUUUAUAUCGAGAAUCCUGAUAAUCCUAAUACCAAUAUACUAUAUAAAGGAUACUCGGCUGAAUCUAAGCAAGUUGGUUCUAGACCAAGAGGAAGACCAGCAACGCAAAAGCUCCGAAUCGCCUUUAUAAACCUACUAUUGUUAUACAACCGCUAUUGCUUUUUGAUAAAUAGUAUAUUAACACAACUCAAAUACCCCCAGAGGACGGCGAAGGUAUUGUCAUUCAGGCAAGAGAUUCUGUCAGCAGAUAGCCAGAAGUAA